AUUGAAUAUAUAAUGUCAGAACCGUAAUUACGCUACGAAUGGAUCCGUGAAGUUCACCCCAUUGGGUCGCACGAGCCCUUGCUGAUAUUGCGACUAUACAAGCGACCGACAGCACUGGCUCCAGGUCAUGUGCGGCUGGGUGAGUGUUACCAUAAAGCUCCAGCUUUAUGCUCACUCACACGUAGCCUAGACCCGGAAGCACAAGUCGAGGUAGCUCGGCUUUGUUUUGUUUUGUUAGUGACUGGAGUUGGAGCGAGAAGGGAAGGAACGUGUAUGGAUUGUUCUCCGCUUCGGGAAUGGAAGAUGACCAGAUGUCGGAGGACAAUUAUCCGUGUAGCACGCUCGGUUUGGUCGGGAGCUGUGAGGACGAGACGGUCUACAAUGUCUACAAAGAGUUGCCCGACAAAGUUGAGUCAAGGGGCACAGAUUUUGCACAAGAUGCCCGGGACAGUAAGGUUCAGACAGCGGGCAGUCACUUGGACAUGCACAUGCAGAGAAUUGAGAAGAGAACGAGCAAAGAAAACGAAGAUACGGACAAUUUUCGGAGACAGAGCGCGGUGCAUAUUUUGAAGAGGAAUUUCGGGACGUCGCGAUCGUUUUCCACCCUCAACAACAACAACAAUACAGCGGAUGACCAAAAAGACUUGGAUGAUAACAUUGUUGACAUUGUCAUUAAACGUAUGGAAAGUCUGGACCUGGAGAAGUCCAAUUGGGGAGAACCGGAGGAUAUAAGUGAGCAAAUCGCAGAUCAAACGAAGGGAUUAACGUCAUCCGAUUUGGAUCAAGUUGAUGUAACAGAUUCUGACGAAUGUAGUGAAAGUAACCGGACUGACGACGAGUCAUUUCAGUUAAAGGAGCAUGUUUAUUGUACAGUGUACUGCAUCGCCAACGACAACUAUCGGAAGCCUCCAGAUAACCGUGAAACCACAGAACAUCAACAUAUUGAGAAGAUGACGCCGUCUACAUCGGAUGUAACACCAGCAGAUUUAUCUGUGGUUUUGCGGAGGCACAGCGAUGCUGAUACGGGCCACCGCCCCACUAACGUCCCAGAACCUUACACGUUAUCGAACUUGAUCGAUUCUCGAUCUCUGAGCAACUUUUACAACAGAGAUUACAGUGUAUCGGUUCUUAUGACGUGUCGAAUCUGUUUGGAUGACAAGCAUAUAAAGCCGCUACAUUGUUGCAAAAAGGCUGUCUGUGAGGAAUGCCUAAAAAGAUACAUCAGUUCUCAGGUGCGAGUGGGCAGGGCUGACAUCAUCUGUCCAAUCACAGAAUGCAGUGGUUUCCUGGAGGAGAGUGUAGUGGUGUCUCAUCUGGCCAAUGAGGAGGUAGCAAAGUACCGCUACUUCCUGGAGUUGGGCCGAUUAGACGCCAGCACGAAGCCUUGCCCCCAGUGCAGCCUCUUCACCUCCCUGAAGACCCGCUCCCUUCAGACACCCAGCAGAGCAGAGCACAAGUACAAGGUCCAGUGCAGUAAGUGUCAUUUUGUGUGGUGUUUUAAGUGCCACGCCCCCUGGCACCAGGGUCUGAAGUGUCGUGACUACCGGAGGGGAGACAAGCUGCUGCGGACCUGGGCCAGUGUUGUCGAGCACGGCCAGAGGAAUGCCCAGAAGUGCCCCCGCUGCAAGAUCCACAUACAACGCACAGAGGGCUGCGAUCAUAUGACCUGCACGCAGUGCAACACCAACUUCUGCUACCGCUGUGGGGAGAAGUACCGCCACCUGCGCUUCUUCGGAGACCACACCUCCAACCUCAGCGUGUUUGGCUGCAAGUAUCGCUACCUGCCUGAGAAGCCCCACCUCCGACGCCUGGUUAGAGGUUCUGUGUGUGUCAGCAAAGUGGUGGUAGCACCGGUGGUCAUUGUGCUGAUGGUGGUGAUUGGAGCUCUGUCUCUGGUUAUAGGAUGUCUGUCCCCCCUCUCUAGGACUGGUGGCCUUCCCCAUCUACUACAUCUGUAAGAGGAGGAGGAAACGGACCCAUGGCACCGGCCGCUGGAUCUGAGGAGGCCCCUCCCACAUCCCCCCCUCCAAGGCCUUGCUCUGCUCAACCCUAACACCAUAUUAUUUAUUCAGCCUUUUCAGGGAUUGUGUUUUGUAUACAUGAAUAGCCACAUGACACAGUUGAAUUACUGAUAGUUUGUGAGAAUUUUAUGACAUGUGCACUGUGAGUGGUGCUUGUGUUUGAGUGAGGUGUAGGCCUGGCCAAAUAACAUCCACACCCACACACACACACACACACACACACACACACACACACACACACACACACACACACUAGUGUCUCUCUAAGCCUCAUCUUGCUGUGCCAACAGCAGUUUUGUGCCCACACAUUGGUAUGUGCAUCAUCAACAGAAUGUGUUUGUUGUGAAACAAUGAUCAGAGCUUCAGUGAGGGUGUGUUCUCUCAUCUCUUGUCUGUUUGGGACAUGGCUCGCUUGGUUUUGUUCUGUGUUGCCAAAAGAUAUUCUCGGUCCACAGUCCUAGACAUACGUAGAAGGAGGUGGGUCCCAACUUAUUUGGAUUAAUACAUUUCUCUGCCAUGAAAAACAAUUUGCCAAAACUUAUUUUUAUAAUUUUGACACGCUUGAAUAUAGGUUGCUCUGUAUAUCAGUCAACUGUACCUUUGAUGUAUCUCAUCAGUACAUACAAAAAAUGAAUCUUAAAUUAUUGGAAUAUGUUUUGGCUAAUGAGGGAGCUGUCAGCUGAGUCAGCAUAUCUCCCAGAGUUCUAGAAGAGCUAAGUUACCUCUGGAGAGUUCUAGAAUGCACCAGGACUUCCCCCAGAUUUCUAUUUUUUAUCUGCAGACCACAGAUACACUCUGGGACAGGGUAGGAAUGGUGAGACUGUGUGUAGGGGACUAAUUAACUACUGCAUGGAACAAUCACUUCAGUCUAUCAUUAAGACAAGGUUGAUCAAUUGUAACCUGUCCAGGAUUUGUGUUAUCCUGCAACAGGAAAACACAAGUGAUAAUGAUGAAAAUGUACUUCUCUAUGGUUACCAUCAGGUCUUUCUUAUCACAUCAUAGUGCAUCACGAUUACAAGUUAAACUUUUGUAUUUGUUACUCAGGGUGUUGUCCUUCCCAUUCUGCCCUCUUUCAACUGAGUCUCUCCCUGCCGGUCUCUCUUUCUGCCUGUCUGUUUCCUGAGUUGUCUGUCUGUAUGCCUGUCUUUCUACUCCUGUAACCACCACUGGUGUGUACCACAGCAACACUAUGCUGCUCACAGCAUACACCAAGGGAGAGUAGGUCUGCUGACACGCUGUCAGGACUCACCCUGAGAAGACUCUCACGUGCAGAUGCCAUUUUGAUUUGACAUGUUUAGAUGCUCCGAUGUUGAUAGGCGAUUGAUCCUGACGCAGCAUCCAGUGGGACGUUGAGGGUGUGAGGUGAGGGUAGAUGGCCUCCCCUUCUGUGACACCCUAGGGAGCUCUCGCUGGCUGAAGACCCCAGGGCUGCCAUUACAAGAAUUACACUGUUAUUGAAAACAAGUAACACGUCACUGCAAUAUUGUUACACUGUCGGUCACAUGGCACUGCAAUGUUGUUACACUGUUAUUAACCUGUUGUUACUGUGAUGUUCAUAUCAUGUUGUUACAGGCUAUUUGUGAACAUGUUUUUAGCAUGUUUGAGCCAUAUGUCUUACAUGUUAUAGCCAUGUAUUAACAUGUUCCAUUAACAUUCAUCUGGUGCCUUUAUAGAAGUCUUAUACAGAUUUAGAUCUUCACAGACCAGAUAUUAAAAUUAUACCUGGUCCCAGAUUACAACACUGAUUGAUUCUCAGAUGAGGCCUAAUCUGUCUAUGGAAAACUGGCCCUCUUAUAAUCUAAAAGCAAACCCAAUCUCUGAUGUUACGUUGACUUUCACUCCAGAGGACCUUGCCUCUGAUCCUGUACUCAAGUAGUUUGCACAAUAGCAGGUAGGUGGUCAGUUUCUCUACUGAUCCUAGAUGUAGGCUGAACACAGUAGCUGGAAACCACCACAUCACAGAGAGUAGAGUAUUUAAUGUCUAGGUUUGCACAGAUCUCUGCUCCUGGUGGCUGGGGUUCAAAGAUGCACUGCUAUCUUUACAUAUGACUCCUGUAUUUUACCUGAGGGAGACAUUAAAAAUAGCUUUUGAAAUGCCUGUUCUGA
This is a messenger RNA of Hypomesus transpacificus, 4127 nucleotides long. RefSeq names its product ring finger protein 217 (gene rnf217). NCBI's taxonomy places the organism in Eukaryota, Metazoa, Chordata, Actinopteri, Osmeriformes, Osmeridae. The transcript is spliced from 6 exons. The record is from RefSeq and is a predicted model, not a curated record. Gene Ontology annotation, biological process: ubiquitin-dependent protein catabolic process; protein polyubiquitination; positive regulation of proteasomal ubiquitin-dependent protein catabolic process. Gene Ontology annotation, molecular function: ubiquitin conjugating enzyme binding; zinc ion binding; ubiquitin protein ligase activity. Gene Ontology annotation, cellular component: ubiquitin ligase complex; cytoplasm. The coding region runs from base 297 to 1958 and encodes 553 amino acids.